Ruditapes philippinarum (Manila clam) is the source of this 565-nucleotide messenger RNA. RefSeq lists its product as uncharacterized. The record is from RefSeq and is a predicted model, not a curated record. NCBI's taxonomy places the organism in Eukaryota, Metazoa, Mollusca, Bivalvia, Venerida, Veneridae. The annotation marks the transcript as partial. The transcript has a single exon.
CCUGCUCCACCAUUUGUGCCUGUUCCAUUACCAGUUGUACCUGUUCCUUCAUCAGUUGUACCUGUCCCACCACCAUUUGUACCUGUUCCACCAUCAUUUGUACCUGUUCCACCAUCAUUUGUACCUGUUCCAUUAUUAUUUGUACCUGUUCCAUCACCAGGUGUACCGGUUUCAUCAUCAGUUAUACUUGUUCCAUCACCAUUAAUACCUGUUCCAUCACCAGUGGUACCUGAACCAUCAUCAUUUGUACCUGUUCCACCAUCAUUUGUACCUGUUCCAUCACCAUUUAUACCUGUUCCAUCACCAUUUGUACCUGUUCCAUCAUAAUGUGUACCUGUUCCAUCACCAGUUGCACCAGUUCCGUCACCAGUUCUACCUGUUCCACCAUCAUUUGUAUCUGUUCCAUCACCAGGUGUACCUGUUCCAACAUCUGUAAUACCUGUUCCAUCACCAUUUGUACCUGUUCUAUCACCAGUUGUACCUGAACUAUCAUCAUUUGAACCUGUUCCAUCUCCAUUUGUAUAUGUUCGAUCACCGUUUGUACCUGUUCCAUCACCAGUUGUAC